AUGAAACUAAUCAGGAACCUGGAAAUAAGAGAAGGGGGGAGGGGCGGGACAUUUUGGACAUGUCUGAUUCACCUUCACCCCCUCCUCCUCCUCUCCCACCUCCCUCCCCCCUCUCCUCCUCCUCCUCCUCCUCCUCUCCCACCCCUCCCCCCCCUCUCCUCCUCCUCCUCUCCCACCCCUCCCCCCUCUCCUCCUCCUCCUCCUCUCCCACCUCCCUCCCCCCUCUCCUCCUCCUCCUCCUCCUCCUCCUCUCCUACCCCUCCCCCUCUCCUCCUCCUCCUCUCCCACCCCUCCCCCUCUCCUCCUCCUCCUCUUCCUCCUCCUCUCCCACCUCCCUCCCCCCUCUCCUACCUCCCUCCCCCCUCUCCUCCUCUCCCACCUCCCUCCCCCCUCUCCUCCUCCUCUCCCACCUCCCUCCCCCCUCCUCCUCCUCUCCCACCUCCCUCCCCCCUCUCCUCCUCCUCCUCCUCUCCCACCUCCCUCCCCCUCUCCUCCUCCUCUCCCACCUCCCUCCCCCUCUCCUCCUCCUCCUCUCCCACCUCCCUCCCCCUCUCCUCCUCCUCUCCCACCUCCCUCCCUCCUCUCCUCCUCCUCUCCCCCCUCCCUCCCCCCUCUCCUCCUCUUCCUCUCCCACCUCCCUCCCCCUCUCCUCGUCCUCCUCUCCCACCUCCCUCCCCCUCUCCUCCUCCUCUUCCACCUCCCUCCCCCCUCUCCUCUUCUCCCACCUCCCUCCCCCUCCUCUCCCACCUCCCUCCCCCCUCUCCUCUCCCACCUCCCUCCCCCCUCUCCUCCUCCUCUCCCGCCUCCCUCCCCCCUCUCCUCCUCCUCCUCCUCCUCUCCCCGCCUCCCUCCCCCCUCUCCUCCUCCUCCUCUCCCACCCCUCCCCCCCUCUCCUCCUCCUCCUCUCCCACCCCUCCCCCCUCUCCUCCUCCUCCUCCUCUCCCACCUCCCUCCCCCCUCUCCUCCUCCUCCUCCUCCUCCUCUCCUACCCCUCCCCCCUCUCCUCCUCCUCCUCUCCCACCCCUCCCCCUCUCCUCCUCCUCCUCUUCCUCCUCCUCUCCCACCUCCCUCCCCCCUCUCCUACCUCCCUCCCCCCUCUCCUCCUCUCCCACCUCCCUCCCCCCUCUCCUCCUCCUCCUCUCCCACCUCCCUCCCCCCUCCUCCUCCUCUCCCACCUCCCUCCCCCCUCUCCUCCUCCUCCUCCUCUCCCACCUCCCUCCCCCUCUCCUCCUCCUCUCCCACCUCCCUCCCCCUCUCCUCCUCCUCUCCCACCUCCCUCCCUCCUCUCCUCCUCCUCUCCCCCCUCCCUCCCCCCUCUCCUCCUCUUCCUCUCCCACCUCCCUCCCCCUCUCCUCGUCCUCCUCUCCCACCUCCCUCCCCCCUCUCCUCCUCCUCUUCCACCUCCCUCCCCCCUCUCCUCUUCUCCCACCUCCCUCCCCCUCCUCUCCCACCUCCCUCCCCCCUCUCCUCUCCCACCUCCCUCCCCCCUCUCCUCCUCCUCUCCCACCUCCCUCCCCCCUCUCCUCCUCCUCCUCCUCUCCCGCCUCCCUCCCCUCCUUCCGUUUGUCGCUUCGUUCACAAACAGACGAGUUCAGCGUGUUUUAAAGUGAUGCGGUCCGACCGACACUCCAGCGAAAAUACAAUGAAAUGAAAACAGAACUGAGGUGAGGAAACUCACACCACUGCAAAAAAAGAGAAAUGUCUUCAAUUCAAAUAAAUAAAUGAAUAAAUAAAUAAAACACA
This is a messenger RNA of Acipenser ruthenus (sterlet), 1743 nucleotides long. RefSeq lists its product as uncharacterized. The record is from RefSeq and is a predicted model, not a curated record. Lineage: Eukaryota; Metazoa; Chordata; Actinopteri; Acipenseriformes; Acipenseridae. The transcript is spliced from 2 exons. Bases 1 to 1605 code for a protein of 534 amino acids.